Messenger RNA from Piliocolobus tephrosceles (Ugandan red Colobus), 847 nucleotides. RefSeq names its product carnitine O-acetyltransferase-like. The record is from RefSeq and is a predicted model, not a curated record. The transcript has 4 exons. NCBI's taxonomy places the organism in Eukaryota, Metazoa, Chordata, Mammalia, Primates, Cercopithecidae. Gene Ontology annotation, cellular component: peroxisome. Gene Ontology annotation, molecular function: carnitine O-acetyltransferase activity. Gene Ontology annotation, biological process: carnitine metabolic process, CoA-linked. The annotation marks the transcript as partial.
AAGGAGACCCCGCCCCAUCGAGGCCCCGCCCCCGUCCCGCAGCCAGCCUUCCGGGCUCCGUUGCGGGCUCGGGGCCCGCUACCGACCCAGGCCCCGCCUCGCGAGUCCUCCUCCCCGGUGCCUGCCCGGCCCGGAGGGUGGGCGCGGGGCCGCCUCUACCGGCUGGCCGCGGUAACUCAGCGACCUUGGCCCGAAGGCUCUAGCAAGGACCCACUAACCCCAGCCGCUGCAGCGGCGGCGCGGACUUUGCCCGGUGUGUGGGGCGGAGCGGACUGCGUGUCCGCGGAAGGGCAGCGAAGAUGUUAGCCUUCGCUGCCAGGACCGUGGACCGAUCCCAGGGCUGUGGUGUAACCUCAGAGGCCAGGCAGUCUCUGCCCUCCAGCCAAGUUUUCUCUCAUCAAAAAGAUCUUCACAGAUUCUGACAGCCCAGGCAAGUGGCUGCCUCUGGCUAGGUUCUGCUCGCCCACUUGGUAGCACAGUUAGGCUUAGAGAUCCAACCAAGGCAGACAGGGCCCAGAACCUUGGUCCUGCCAUGGAGGAGGAUGGGCAGCAGAGAGAGAAGGUGAAGCCUCUGGGCUUCCUGAAGCCCUCCUCCUUGAUGAAGGCUUCCGGCCGCUUCAAGGCACACCAGGAUGCACUGCCACGGCUGCCUGUGCCCCCUCUCCAGCAGUCCCUGGACCACUACCUGAAGGCACUGCAGCCCAUCGUGAGUGAGGAGGAGUGGGCCCACACCAAGCAGCUGGUGGAUGAGUUUCAGGCCUCCGGAGGCGUAGGGGAGCGCCUGCAGAAGGGGCUGGAGCGCCGGGCCAGGAAGACGGAGAACUGGGUGAGUUGCCGUCAGAGUUUC